Molecule: messenger RNA, 993 nt
Organism: Culex quinquefasciatus (southern house mosquito)
Lineage: Eukaryota; Metazoa; Arthropoda; Insecta; Diptera; Culicidae
Exons: 3
Coding region: 1-993 (330 amino acids)
Source: RefSeq, a predicted model, not a curated record
AUGCUGCAGUAUAAUCUCCGUGAUUACGAAGAGGCGUAUGGACAGAAGCGAAGGCAGCAGCACCAGCUCUUCCGGGAGAAAGUGCGCCACCACGAAGAGUUGGAAUUCGAGGACAUGGAGCAGCUGCAUCGCUCAAACGAGACGCGCAAGUUCUACAAAAAACUCAACGGAUCCCGCCAAGGCUUCACGCCGCGAGUCGAAAUGUGCCGGGAUAAAGAUGGAGUGAUAUUGACGGACGAGCGCGAGGUGAUCGACAGGUGGAAGCAACACUUCGAUGAACACCUGAAUGGCACAGAAGCAGAGGCAGGGGUCCAAGACGGCAGAAGAGAGGACUACAUCGGUGCAGCAGGAGAAGGUGUUAUGAGACGAGCGGGCUUCAAUAUGCGGGGCACGAUCUUCAGCAAGUCCAACCAAUUCAUCUGCUACGCCGACGAUAUGGACAUUGUUGGCAGAACGCUCAAGGCGGUUGCUGAUACGUACACCGGCUUGAAGCGGGAAGCAGAAAAGUGUUCCAUCUACAAGUCGCUGAUAAGACCGGUCGUCCUCUACGGGCACGAGACGUGGACAAUGCUCGAGGAGGAUCUACGAGCGCUAAGCGUCUUCGAACGUCGAGUGCUCAGGACCAUCUUCGGCGGCGUAUUUGGGAACGACGGAUGGCGGCGGAGAAUGAACCACGAGCUUGCGCAGCUCUACAACGAACCAAGCAUCCGGAAGGUCGCGAAGGCUGGACGGUUGCAGUGGGCGGGUCAUGUUGCUAGGAUGCCGGAGCGACCCGAGCAAUUGAGCCAGCGGAACCAGAGGAUCAACCCUGCGAAGUUGGUGUUUGUGUCGGAGCCGGUAGGAACAAGACGUAGGGGGGUGCAACGCGCGAGGUGGGUGGACCAAGUGGAGAACGAUUUGGAGAGAGUGGGUGCCCCGCAAAACUGGAGACAAGCAGCCAUGGACCGAGCUUGUUGGCGGAGAAUCGUGCAGCAGGCCAAGCUAAUGGUGUAG